Messenger RNA from Phytophthora nicotianae INRA-310, 408 nucleotides. RefSeq lists its product as hypothetical. The record is from RefSeq and is a predicted model, not a curated record. The coding region runs from base 1 to 408 and encodes 135 amino acids. Lineage: Eukaryota; Oomycota; Peronosporomycetes; Peronosporales; Peronosporaceae. The transcript is spliced from 2 exons.
AUGCUGAGUGCGCUUCAAGAGGACUUGCAGAAGAAGGUUACUGCACUGGAGACAGAGUUGAAGGGGAUGCACGAGACCAGCUCGGCUGAACUGACUGCUGCACACGAGACCAUCGCUAGCGAACUCGCAGAGGCGGAAGGCUGCGUGAUGGUGCUAGUCGACGAGCGUGAUGCUGCGAAGAAGACGCGGAGUAAGAGAGAUCUGACGCUGGAGGUUCUGAGCUCGGAGCAUGGCGAGCUGCAGCUCAAGAGUAAAUCGGUGAAUACUGAACUGGAGGCGCUUCGCAAUAAAAGCGCAGCGGAUGCUCAAGCUGCAGAGGAGAAAGUGCAGGCGUUGAAACAGGAUGUUACACGUGUAUCGGAGAUGUUCGAAGCCAACAGGAGUUAUCGAACUCCGAGUCACGAUUGA